UCUUGUUUCUACGCAUCGUAAGAUGGCGCUACAUAUCUAAACGUCAUGAGAACUGUCAAUUCUCAUAUCUACAAAUCCGAACCGCAAAUGUCAAAGCAACAGAAGUAAACAGUGUACCUAGUUUUCUGUACCUUUACCUCGUGUGAACGGAUAUAAAAGCAGUUUCUUUCAUGUGAUUUUUGUGUACUUGUUAUACUACAGGAAAAUGUCAGACGAAGAAGAUACAGCAAUAUUAUUAAAUAGUGCAAACAAAACUAUUGAAACAUCUAUAAAUAAAGUUCCAAAUGAAGAAUAUCAAUGUAUACCACAAAAAAAUCUAAGGAAACCGCUUCCAAAGCCAAAUGACAACUUAACUCCUUUAACAUCAGGAAAUAAAAAUAUUUGUGUUUCCAUGGUGGCAAUUUUGGCAGGCAUUGCUUUUGGAUGUGAUAUGGGUAUUGCAAAACCUAUAGCCCCUUUGAUUAAAAAUGAAUUCAACUUAAAUUGUUUCGAGAAGGAUUUUGUUAUAAGUAUUUGGUUUAUUGGAGCCCUUAUUGGUGGUUUAACUGGUGGCUUUCUAAUCGAUUCGUUUGGUCGGCGUUGGACAAUGAUAUCGACGCUAGUUUUUCUAACUUUUGGAGCUACAUUAUCAGCACUAGCGAAUCAUUACAUUUUGUUGCUUGUUGCGCGAAUAAUUUGUGGGUAUUCUGGAUCUGUUUCGGCAGUAGCUCACUGCAUAUACAUGGCGGAAGUAUCCGACUCAAAUAAACGUGGAUAUAAUAUAAUGUUAUAUCAAUUGGGAACAGCUACUGGAUUUUUAGUUUCCAUUAUUGCUGCUGCUAUUAAAAAUAUAGACUAUCAAUGGCGAUUUUCCAUUGGUAUAACAGCCGUCCCCGCUUUGGCUGCUUGCAUCAUUACCAUUAUAUUUCUUCAACGUUCCCCACCAUUCUUACUUUAUAAAAGGAUGGCAAACGUUUCGAAAACAUCAUCGAAAAAAGCUUGGUAUACGAUUUUUGAAACACUAACGAUCAUGGCUUUCUUAUUGAUACUGCAACAGGGUACUGGUAAACGGCAAGUCUUGUAUUACGCACCGAGACUGUUUGCAUUAUUAGGCAUUUGUUCCAACGUUGCCGAAGUCACAGCUUUAAUAUCGCUAGGCAUCGUGAAGGUUUUUAGUACGAUGUUAUCCUUGAUCAUAGUGGAAAGAUGCGGACGUCGAACAGCUCUAAUUACAUCAGCGACUAUCUGUAUGACGACAAUAUCAUUAUUAUCUUUGCUCGCUACGACAGAUAGAGGCGAUGACAAUUUAGAUAUCGUAAAUACUCAUUGCAAAAAUCAUCAUAACGAAGAAGCUAAAAUUCACAACGCUUUACCUACUGGAUCUCCACCGCCGUUCCCCUUGCUGCCAACUCCGUUAGCUAUAAUUGCUCCCAGUCCAGAAACAUGGACGCAAAUUAAAGCAUCUUGCGAAACACAGAAUAUUAUUGUCUCUGAGGGUCUCACAGGUGGUUUACGUAUUUUAGCAGUAAUAACGUUACUUGUGUACGAAGCAGCGUAUGCUUUAGGACUUGGACCAGUACCACUAUUAAAUCUUACAGAAGUUUUUCCUGCUGCUGUACGAGGAAAAUGCAUCAGUUUUGUUUCCAUCGUAAUAUGGAUAACGCAUAUUAUCGCCACGGAAUCUGUCAGUGCAAUGGCCAAAUCAUUAACCUUAGCUGGAUCGUAUCUAUUUUAUAGUUUUAUGUGUCUGAUUACAAUAUUUUACGUCUUCUUAUUUAUUCCCGAAACAAAAGGUAAGUCUUUGCAUCAAGUUGCUCAAGAGUUACAGAAAAGUCCUCUCGGAAUACGUAUAUGUAAUAAUUUGCGUAGUUUACCUCUUAUUUGUCAUAUCCAAUGGAUAAAAAGGUAUGACGAAAAUGUAAGUAAUGGGCAAAGUACUUUAAUUUGA
Messenger RNA from Habropoda laboriosa, 1927 nucleotides. Its product is annotated as solute carrier family 2, facilitated glucose transporter member 10-like. The record is from RefSeq and is a predicted model, not a curated record. NCBI's taxonomy places the organism in Eukaryota, Metazoa, Arthropoda, Insecta, Hymenoptera, Apidae. Gene Ontology annotation, cellular component: membrane. The transcript is spliced from 6 exons. Gene Ontology annotation, molecular function: transmembrane transporter activity. Gene Ontology annotation, biological process: transmembrane transport. Bases 206 to 1927 code for a protein of 573 amino acids.